Molecule: messenger RNA, 2388 nt
Organism: Erigeron canadensis
Lineage: Eukaryota; Viridiplantae; Streptophyta; Magnoliopsida; Asterales; Asteraceae
Exons: 5
Coding region: 102-2243 (713 amino acids)
Biological process (GO): regulation of defense response to fungus
Source: RefSeq, a predicted model, not a curated record
UUCUAUGGAUUUUUUUUUGUAACUUUGAAUAAUUUCAGUUUGGUUUGAUGAAUUUUUGAUUUGAGUGUGUUAGUAAAAUAACAUUUUAGUUGGUAAGGAAGAUGGAGGAAGAAGGUACAAAGGUGAGACUGGUUCGUUGCCCUAAAUGUGAAAAUCUUCUUCCUGAGCUGACUGAGUAUGCUGUGUACCAGUGUGGAGGUUGUGGUGCAGUUCUUAGAGGAAAACAGUCGACUCCAGCCAGUGAAAAAAGACCAGUAGAAAUAUCGGAUAAUGAAAGUGGUAAAAGGGUGGAACCAUCCAUGAAAGAAAAAGUUAGUCUAGAGUCUAGUUCUCGAAUUGAGGGAGAACAUGAUGAAUUUGGGGUUGGUAGAAGAAAGGGUAGAACACCGCGUGAAAAAAUUCCACACUUCACUGCUAGCUCUUCAUCUAGAAAAGAGAAACGUGGGAUUUUCACUGAUUCUGAUCAAAGUAGGAGAAGAAGGCUUGAUUUUGACCAAAGCAAAUAUGAUGUGUCAAGUGAAUCUCAAGAACUUGGACACCCAUAUGGACCCAUUAGGUCAAGGCCGGUCGGGAUUCAUAGAAAUGCAAGUACAGUUGAAAAGGGUAGAUUUGGAAAUUUACCAUAUUCAAAUGAUGGUCCUUCGAGUUCUCACUUAAGUUGCUUUAAUAGCUUUGGUGAUCAUAACACAAACCAUGAUGGUUUACACGAGCCCUCGAGGGUUCAUGAUUUAGAAAAUGAUAGAGCAGAACUUCUUAAGAAGCUUGAUGAGUUAAGAUCUCAACUUAGCAGAUCAUGCACUAUGGCCGAAAACCCAAAUGGACGAUUAAACAAUCCAUAUCCCUGGCAACAUCAACCUCCACUGAUGCCACGCCAGCCCCAACAUCAUCAAUAUUUACCUCGAACAUACCAUGAUCCUUUUGGUUAUAAUCAAGAACCGAUUCUUCACCGAUCCUCAUGCUCUUGUUCACAAUGUUACAACAUGAACUGGCAGCCAAUUCCUCCAAAUGUACGUCCUCUUCCCUCUUUUAACAGUCAACCUGAACAUAUGACUUACGGUCCCUGCCAGCUGCCACGUCGUCAUUUAGGUUCUCUUGAUUUUGGAAAUGGUAGUUUUGGUAGAAGAUAUCCACGAAGAAGGGUGAUUCUAAGUCAUGGAGGUGAACAUGUGUCUCGUCCUGUAUUGGGUGGAGCCCCAUUUAUAAGCUGUUGUAAUUGUUUUGAGUUGCUGAAAAUACCUAAAAAGCUUACACUGUUGGAAAAGAAUAGUCCCAAGAUGAUGAGAUGUGCAGUUUGUUCUGCUUUAAUAUCAUUGAGACUUGAGGAUAAGAAAAUCAUUGCUUCAGUUUCUUCACCUAUUAUACCAAACACAAAGAAAAAGUCAAACAUAAGCCCUCAUAGCUCUCUUGAUUAUGAUAAAAUUGGCUAUAAUUUUCAGUUGACAGAUACUGAACCAAAUUUAUCAACCAGUGGAGCUGAAAAGAGUGAGGAGCAAAGCCCUGACAGUGUAAUAGAAAGUCAAAAUGGAAAUUUGAGUAAAAUUCAAAACAACGAGUUUACUAAAAGUCAAAGAACCGAUCAAGAAAGGGUGAUUGUUGAUCAGUCUGUACACAAUAAGAAAUCUUUGAAAGAUGCAUUGGUUGCCACUGAGAUAGAUGUUUCUUUAACCGAGUAUUUGAAUUGCGAUGUUAGUAGAGAAGAUGAUCAAUCAAGGAACAAAAAAGGAGGGAAUGAUUCUUUUUUUGCGGGUUUGAUAAAAAAGAGACUUAAAGACUUUUCAAGAUCAAGCAGUGGUGUAGACAAGUUAAGGUCUGAUGUUUUUGUGAAUGGACAUCUCUUGACCGAUCGGAAAGUAAAAAAGGCUGAGAAGUUAGCAGGGCCGAUUCAUCCAGGAGAGUACUGGUAUGAUUCCUUAGCUGGAUUCUGGGGAGUGAUGAACCAGCCUUGCCUUGGCAUUAUCCCUCCAUUUAUCGAAGAAUUUGACCAUCCACUGCCUAAAAACUGUGCUGCUGGGAACACAGGAGUUUUUGUGAAUGGGCGAGAACUUAACCAGAAAGAUUUAGAUCUUCUUGCGGGCAGAGGUCUACCUACAACUAAAGAUAGGUCUUAUAUCAUUGACAUUUCUGGUAAAGUUAUAGAUGAAGACACAAACGAAGAACUAGAGGGUCUUGGCAAGCUUGCUCCAACGGUUGAAAGGGUAAAGCAUGGUUUUGGCAUGAAAGUCCCCAAAACUAUUUCGAAAUGAAACAACUUGUAGAGUUGUAGGUGUUGAUGCAUAUUUCAGCUUUUAAGAUAGUCCAAGUAAAGAAGUUUACAUAUGUGCGGUUUGUGAUCUUUUAUGCAGUAAAUGUAAAGUUACGAUAUAUAUGCAAUUUUUAUUUUUACUUAAA